Molecule: messenger RNA, 849 nt
Organism: Miscanthus lutarioriparius
Lineage: Eukaryota; Viridiplantae; Streptophyta; Magnoliopsida; Poales; Poaceae
Source: the annotation of a GenBank genome assembly
AUGUCAGAUGUGUCACACACAAGUGAAGUCAUAUUUGAACUAGUGGACAAAGCAAUUGAAGACAUUGGUCUGGAUGAUGUGGUGCAAGUAGUGACAAACAAUGCUUCUAACAACAUGGGAGCAAAGAAGCUAUUGCUUGAGAAGAUACCAAACAUCUUUUGGACCUCUUGUGCAACUCACACAAUCAAUUUGAUGCUUCAAGGAAUUGGCAACAUGCCACGGUUCAAGAAGGUGAUUGACCAAGCAAAGGCAAUCGCCAUAUUUGUCUAUGGGCACACAAGAACAUUGGAGUGCUUGAGACACUUCACAGAGGGGAGAGAGAUAAUAAGGCUAGGAGUGACUAGGAAGAUGAAAGGAAGACUUGAUUCUCCAUUGCAUUUGACUGCCUAUCUGCUAAAUCCAUACUACAGCUAUGGUAACCCAUCAAUCUUUGAUGAUGCCACAAUAACAGAAGGAUUUAUCAAUUGUGUAGAGACUUUUUAUCAUCAUGAUGAGGACAAGCAAGAUCAGACUGUCAACACUGAACUAAAGAAGUUUCAUAAUAGAGAAGGACCAUUUAACAAAAAGCUUACAAAGACUUGUGAAAAAUUUGAUUACAACCUAGGUAGAGGUUUUCUGUAUGAGGAUGGAGAUGAUUGUGCAACAGUUGUCUAUAGAGAUGAGGAAGAUGAGGAGAUGGAAGGUAAAGGGAUACCUUGGUCUGUUAUUGGAGAAGCAGUGGGAGCAGAACAACAACUUGAGCUGCAUAGAAGUGCAAGAGUGAGACAACUUCAUGAAGGAGAAGAAUUUGACUCAGAAGAAGAAGAAGAGUUUGAUGAAGAUGAAGAUGAAUUUAUGGAACCCUAUUGA